Baudoinia panamericana UAMH 10762 is the source of this 340-nucleotide messenger RNA. RefSeq lists its product as uncharacterized. The record is from RefSeq and is a predicted model, not a curated record. The transcript has a single exon. The coding region runs from base 20 to 211 and encodes 63 amino acids. NCBI's taxonomy places the organism in Eukaryota, Fungi, Ascomycota, Dothideomycetes, Mycosphaerellales, Teratosphaeriaceae.
CCCGACGGUGCCAGCCGCUAUGGUAUUCUCAACCGCCACUUCCCCAAGGAUGCGGCCUAGUAUAACAGCUGGCUUGCGAUCGAAGGAGCCGUACCACCCACACUUCCGUACGGCUUUGCGAAACCGUGGUGGCAGUGAGUCACACUCAGGCUGCUCUGACACAAUUGCGAAAGCGUCCUCACUCGCAUUCGUAUGGCAUGCAGAUAUGUAGGGAUCGUACCCUAUCCGUGAUAUCGGACAAACUCGGAACGUACCAGCACAGGCCUCCCGUGAGAAAAUGUUGAUACAAUCUCAACCAGGGCCCGGGCUGACGACAGGAGUUCGCCACUCGCACUGGCUC